Messenger RNA from Oldenlandia corymbosa var. corymbosa, 2739 nucleotides. Lineage: Eukaryota; Viridiplantae; Streptophyta; Magnoliopsida; Gentianales; Rubiaceae. The record is from the annotation of a GenBank genome assembly.
AUGGCGAAUAAACGAAAGCAGCCGGCGAAGUCGGCUUCGAAGUCAGCGUCCAAGGCGAAAUCCGACAAGUCCUCUCCCUCUGAACCUGCUCCGAAGAAGACUAAGCGUCAAAUAGAAACUGAGGCCAAGAAACUUAAACCGGGGGUUAAGGAUACAGAUUUCGUGGAGGAGGAAGAGAAGCCUGGGAAGAAGAAGAAGGUUGAGAAGGUUGAGGAGAGUGAUGUAGCGGAGGAGCCGGAGGGUGAGAUGGCGGAACAAGAGGAGGAGGAUGAAGUCGCCGGAGCCGAUAACGGAGACGUUCAUUUGAUGCCGGCACAGAGGAAGGCUAAACACCGGGAAGUGAAAGAUGAGGAGGAGGAGGUCAUUUGUCGGUUUUUGGAAGCCCCUGUUCCUGAGAGUGAGGCUCGCCUUAAGUGGCCUUAUCGGUUCGCUAUUAAAGAAAAGAGGAAGCUGAAAAGUAAUGGUGCAUCUAAGAGUUCAAAUGAGGAGGAUGAAAGUGACUCACUUAUUGAAGCAAGAUGCCAUUUUCGAAAGGCUGAAGUUGAUGGCUACACUUAUAAUUUGGAAGAUGAUGCAUACGUCCAGGCCGGAGAAGGACAAGCCAAUUACAUUGGUAAAAUUGUGGAGAUGUUUGAAGGAAUAGAUGGUGUACCUUAUUUCAGAGCACAAUGGUUUUAUAGGGCUCGUGAUACUGUUAUACAAGAAGAGCACGAGUCACUUAUUUAUGAAAAGAGAGUUUUCUUUUCUGUAGUCCAAGAUGAUAAUUUCCUUGAUUGUCUUGUUAAACCACUUGUAAUUGCCCGUCUGCAACCAAAUGUUGAUAUAAAGCGAAAGGAAGAAGAAAUGAAUUUCGACUACUACUAUGAUAUGAUGUACCACCUUCCUCACUGCUCGUUUGUGAGCCUCGAACAAGAUAUUCCUGAGGGAGAUGUGAGCGAAACUGGAUCUACGAUAUCCAGUGAUGUUGAGGGAGGUCUUGCUGCAGUUAGUGGUGCUGAGGGCAAGGAAGAAGAAAAUACAGAGAUGACUUUACUGGAUAUAUAUGCUGGCUGUGGGGCUAUGUCUACAGGAUUGACUCUAGGUGCCAACAGUGCUGGCGUGAAACUUGUUACUAAAUGGGCUCUUGAUUUAAACAAAUACGCAUGUGAGAGCUUGAAGUGGAAUCAUCCAGAGACCAAGGUUUUUAACGGAUUUGCUCAUGAUUACCUGAGUUUGCUGAAAGAGUGGCAGAAGCUGUGCGCUUCCUUCUCCUUAGUACAAGGCCCAGGACAUGAACUUAUAAACCUGGAUAGUGAAUCAGAUUCAGGCGAUGAAAAUGAAGAUGAUCAAGAUGAUGAAGAUGAUUCUAAUGAUUCCGAAGUGUAUGAGGUUGAAGAAAUUUACGAUAUAUGCUAUGGAGACCCCAAAGAAUGCGAUAAAGUUGGGCUUUAUUUUAAGGUUAAAUGGAAAGGAUAUGGGCCAACUUAUGACACUUGGGAGCCAAUAGAUGGUCUAAGCGGUUGUCAGCAGAAGAUUAAAGAUUUUGUAACAAAUGGCCAUGAAAACAAGAUUUUGCCUCUGCCGGGUAUGGUUGAUGUGAUAUGUGGAGGUCCACCAUGCCAAGGAAUAAGUGGAUUCAAUCGCUUCCGAGAUAAACUCCAGCCACUGAAGGAUGAAAAGAAUAAGCAGCUUAUUGUCUUCAUGGACAUUGUUCAGUUUCUGAAGCCAAGAUUUGUUUUAAUGGAAAAUGUUGUCGAUCUAUUCAAAUUUGCAUCAGCGUAUCUAGGAAGGUAUGCCUUUGCCCGCUUGGUGGCAAUGAAUUAUCAGGCUCGAUUUGGUCUCAUGGCGGCUGGAGCCUAUGGAUUGGCCCAGUUUCGAAUGCGUGCUUUUUUAUGGGCUUCUCUUCCAUCAGAGCGGUUACCUCAGUAUCCAUUGCCAACACAUGAUGUUGUUGUACGAGGGAAUGUCCCUGUAGAGUUUGAGUCAUGCUUUGUUGCGUAUGAAGCAGGUCAAACACCAGAGUUGGAAGAUAAACUUUUUCUUGAAGCUGUUAUUUCUGAUCUCCCCCCUGUUGAGAAUGGAGAGAAACGUGAUGAAAGGCCAUACACAAAUGAGCCUGAUAGCGAAUUUCAACAAUUUAUCAGAUUGGGGAAGCAUGAGAUGCCUGGCAGCACUUCCUCAAAGCCAGAAUUGUCUUCACCUUUGCUAUAUGACCACAGGCCUCUAUGUCUUAAUGAAGAUGAUUAUGCCCGUGUCCGAAGGAUUCCCAGGCGGAAGGGGGCGAAUUUCAGAGACUUGCCAGGCCUGAAAAUUGGUGCAGACAAUAAGGUGGAGCUCGAUCCUGAAGUUGAACGCGAAUUACUUCCCUCUGGAAAGCCCCUGGUUCCUGAUUAUGCAAUUUCUUUUGUGCGGGGAACGUCGACCAAGCCUUUUGGAAGGCUAUGGUGGGAUGAAACUGUUCCCACGGUUGUGGGUCGUGCAGAGCCUCACAACCAGGUUAUAUUGCAUCCGGAGCAAGACAGGGUGCUUACAAUCCGUGAAAAUGCUAGGCUGCAAGGCUUUCCUGAUUACUACAAACUAUCUGGACCGGUAAAAGAAAGGUACAUUCAAGUGGGAAAUGCGGUUGCUGUUCCUGUUGCCCGAGCGUUAGGGCAUUCCUUAGCAUUGGCUCUCAAAGGAAACUCAGGAACCAAGCCAACAUUUCGUUUGCCACAAGGAUAUCCUUUUCUGAAUGAGGGCAAUCUGGAAGUGCCGGAGUAG